UGUUUUAUUCAAUCAUAUGCGAUGCGUGUAACAAAAGCCGCUCUUAUAGGAACUGUGUUUAGUGUGGAACAAUGUGUUUUGGCGUUUAGUUGAAGUGUCUGGCCGAAACCUCGUUGCCCGGCGUGAUUCCGUGUGUAGCUUAUUGUGCGCUAUCUGAACCAGUUUCCGUGCUCUUCCAUCGAUGUGUGUUGAGGCCAGCUUAAUUGCAAUUCAUGAAUCACGCAGCGCAGUUUGUUUUCCGUGCAUGAGCUCAUAAAGAAAGGUUCCAUUUCCUUAUUCCAAUUCGCACGAGCGCGCCUUGUAUGAAUCUGUGCAUACGUGCGGGUGUGUGCGUGUGUUGUGCUUUUUGACGUUUGUCGACGGUGCUGUCAUCUCGCAGAGGCACAAUCGGCAACAAAAACUCCGUGCUUCCACAUCAGACCAGGAGCCUGCACCGUGGAGCGAACGCACUUUUAACAACGCAUUUUGUUUUCAAAAUAAUACUCACUGUCCUCGCCCUAAGCUUUACUGUAUUUGUUUGCCCCCCCGAGCAUGUGCCUGCGUAAAGUGUGAUAGAUUUAAUAUUUAGCUAAUCGUACUGCUACAUAUCGUUAAGCGAAAAGAGGCUGACUUUCUCCCCCUUUCUGGCAAUGCAAUCAUCAUGAAUGUGCAGGAUGGUAUAAAUGCUGCAUUUUCGGUGCUCGUUUCGGUGCUCAUAGUGAUAGUGCUAGUUUGUUUAGGUUGGUAUCUGGUGUGGAAGCUGUUUCUCUCCCGCUUCAAGCUGGUCCGCGAGCUGCUUGGCAUUGCCCAAUCGAACGAACAUUCGCCAGUGCACAGCGCCACGGGCAGGGAUUACUCAACGGCAGCGGGCAGUAGCGGUGUGGUUGGCGGUGGUAGCAGCAUAAUCGGCGGCAGCAUAAACGCCGAUAAUCGGUCCCGUGCCCGGAAGGUGCGAAGAGAUUAGCCGAGAGAGGUACGCAACACAACCACGA
Molecule: messenger RNA, 971 nt
Organism: Anopheles arabiensis
Lineage: Eukaryota; Metazoa; Arthropoda; Insecta; Diptera; Culicidae
Product: small integral membrane protein 13
Exons: 2
Coding region: 641-943 (100 amino acids)
Source: RefSeq, a predicted model, not a curated record